Messenger RNA from Symphalangus syndactylus (siamang), 3280 nucleotides. RefSeq names its product checkpoint with forkhead and ring finger domains (gene CHFR). The record is from RefSeq and is a predicted model, not a curated record. Gene Ontology annotation, molecular function: protein binding; ubiquitin-protein transferase activity. NCBI's taxonomy places the organism in Eukaryota, Metazoa, Chordata, Mammalia, Primates, Hylobatidae. Gene Ontology annotation, cellular component: nucleus. Gene Ontology annotation, biological process: ubiquitin-dependent protein catabolic process; mitotic cell cycle checkpoint signaling; protein ubiquitination.
GGGCUGCGGCGGGCGGCGAAGGGGGACCUGGUUGCGGCCGUGGGAGGGGACGUCCGGGCCGGGGCCCGCGGGGUGGGGCGGGCGCCGAGUCUCGGCCUCUGAGGUCGGGAGUCUCCACGGGCGUUUCCGGGGUCUCCGCAGAUGUGAAUCCCGAUGGAGCGGCCCGAGGAAGGCAAGCAGUCGCCGCCGCCGCAGCCCUGGGGACGGCUCCUGCGUCUGGGCGCGGAGGAGGACGAGCCGCACGUCCUCCUGAGGAAGCGGGAGUGGACCAUCGGGCGGAGACGAGGUUGCGACCUUUCGUUCCCCAGCAAUAAACUGGUCUCUGGAGAUCACUGUAGAAUUAUAGUGGAUGAAAAAUCAGGUCAGGUGACACUGGAAGAUACCAGCACCAAUGGAACAGUGAUUAACAAGCUGAAAGUUGUUAAGAAGCAGACAUGCCCUUUACAGACUGGGGAUGUCAUCUACUUGGUGUACAGGAAGAAUGAACCGGAACACAACGUGGCAUACCUCUAUGAAUCUUUAAAUGAAAAGCAAGGCAUGACACAAGAAUCCUUUGAAGCUAACAAGGAAAAUGUGUUCCAUGGAACCAAAGAUACCUCAGGUGCAGGUGCAGGGCGAGGGGCCAAUCCCUGGGUCCCUCCGUCGUCGCCCGCCACUCAGGUGUGCUUUGAGGAACCACAGCCAUCAACGUCGACGUCAGACCUCUUCCCCACAGCCUCGGCCUCUUCCACGGAGCCUCCUCCUGCAGGGCGAGAGCGUUCCUCCAGUUGUGGGUCUGGGGGUGGUAGCAUCUCCCCUAAAGGAAGUGGUCCCUCUGUGGCAAGUGAUGAAGUCUCCAGCUUUGCCUCAGCUCUCCCAGACAGAAAGACUGCGUCCUUUUCGUCGUUGGAACCCCAGGAUCAGGAGGAUUUGGAGCCCGUGAAGAAGAAAAUGAGAGGAGAUGGGGACCUUGACCUGAACAGGCAGUUGUUGGUCGCACAACCGCGUAGAAAUGCCCAAACUGUCCACGAGGACGUCACAGCUGCAGCUGGGAAGCCAGACAAGAUGGAGGAGACGUUGACAUGCAUCAUCUGCCAGGACCUGCUGCACGACUGCGUGAGUUUGCAGCCCUGCAUGCACACGUUCUGCGCAGCUUGCUACUCGGGCUGGAUGGAGCGCUCGUCCCUGUGUCCCACCUGCCGCUGUCCUGUGGAGCGGAUCUGUAAAAACCACAUCCUCAACAACCUCGUGGAAGCAUACCUCAUCCAGCACCCAGACAAGAGUCGCAGUGAAGAAGAUGUGAAAAGUAUGGAUGCCAGGAAUAAAAUCACUCAAGACAUGCUGCAGCCCAAAGUCAGGCGGUCUUUUUCUGAUGAAGAAGGGAGUUCAGAGGACCUGCUGGAGCUGUCAGACGUUGACAGUGAAUCCUCAGACAUUAGCCAGCCAUACGUUGUGUGCCGGCAGUGUCCUGAGUACAGAAGGCAGGUGGUGCAGCCUCCCCACUGCCCAGCACCCGAGGGCGAGCCAAGAGCCCCACAGGCCCUGGGGGAUGCACCCUCCACGUCCGUCAGCCUGACGACAGCAGUCCAGGAUUACGUGUGCCCUCUGCAAGGAAGCCACGCCCUGUGCACCUGCUGCUUCCAGCCCAUGCCUGACCGGAGAGCGGAGCGCGAGCAGGACCCGCGUGUCGCCCCUCAGCAGUGUGCGGUCUGCCUGCAGCCUUUCUGCCACCUGUACUGGGGCUGCCCCCGGACCGGCUGCUUCGGCUGCCUGGCCCCGUUCUGUGAGCUCAACCUGGGUGACAAGUGUCUGGACGGUGUGCUGAACAACAACAGCUACGAGUCAGACAUCCUGAAGAAUUACCUGGCAACCAGAGGGUUGACAUGGAAAAGCGUGUUGACCGAGAGCCUCGUGGCUCUCCAGCGGGGAGUGUUUCUGCUGUCUGAUUACAGAGUCACGGGAGACACCGUGCUGUGUUACUGCUGUGGCCUGCGCAGCUUCCGCGAGCUGACCUAUCAGUAUCGGCAGAACAUUCCUGCUUCCGAGUUGCCAGUGGCCGUAACAUCCCGUCCUGACUGCUACUGGGGCCGUAACUGCCGCACUCAGGUGAAAGCUCACCACGCCAUGAAAUUCAAUCAUAUCUGUGAACAGACAAGGUUUAAAAACUAAGCAUCCAGAGGCCCCGAGCAGCUUUCAGCACUGGAGGCGAAGAGAGCGUGUUUUUAAAAUACAGAAGCAAACACAUCAAGGCGUUUUCACAGCCCCCUGAGGGAAGGGACGCAGGGUCUCCAACAGGUGCUCUGGGGUGACUCUUUCUUCUGUGGAGCUUUACCCUCUGAGACCCUCCCCAGAGCCCUGGGGGCCACAGCGCCCCCUCCUGGUGAGCGCUGGGUGGGGCUCGUGGUGGCAUCAGCAGCAGAGACGAAGCCUUUCCGUGACACGCGGCCGUCCCGCCGAGAGGGGCAGCUUUGCUCUUUUGUACGUUUUCCAUAACUACAGUUAAAGCAGAAGUCUGUUUUCAGGAAAAGUUUCAAAGGAGAAAGGGGAAAAUUUAUCAAAAGCAUUGUUUCAGGAGAAGGGGGCAUAAGUUUACAGCCUACAGGAUGUACACAAUAUUCUGCUGUUGGGAAAACCACAGCAUUUUAUAUAUUUUUUAUUUUAAUAGAUUUGGUGCUUAUCUUUUAAGAUUUAAAUAUCACAAACUGUAGCACAAAUAAUAUAAUUUAUAAUUUACAAAUUGACUAAAAUUGGGUAUAGUAUGGUAUUUGAAAGAAUAAGCAUAUGCUUCUGUUUUUUUUUAAAAAAAAAAACCUUCCAGUGUCCAAAACUGCUAACCCUCGACGUGGCCGCCAAGUUAGUCGCUCCUUGCUAACCGGUGAGUGACCCCACGGCCCCAAGCCAGGGCUGGACGCAGGUCCCAGGACACGCUGCUCCCUUCACGGCCCCAAGCCAGGGCUGGACGCAGGUCCCAGGAUGCGCCACUCCCUCAUGCUGCCUGGGCCCUUCCUCCAAGGCCCUACAGAGCCUGAGGGGCACCUUGGCUCCCGCCUGUGCUAGGUUUGCCAUGUCAUCUGGAAUAAUACUUGAAAUUUUGAUUUUUGGAAAAAAAAGUUUUUUUAUCUUUUGUUGAAAUCACCUGUUAUCCUUGUUUGCAAACUGAUAACUUUUUUGCUUCUUCUCAGGAAUACAGUUUUCAACUGUUGUCUUGCUCUUGAUAGAAACUGAGAAGCAGCACUCUGUAUUUGUGGAGGAAAGUCCUCUCUUUUGCAUAUUCUAAUAAAUGAGCUGCAUUUGCUCCUCC